AUGGGCAAGUCCCAGUCACUCUUGACCAAAAGCAAAGAUGAGAGUCAAGAAACCCUGACGACGGCCGACGACUACAAGGAGGAGGAGGACGGGAAGAACGGAGACGUGUCCCAGUUCCCGUAUGUGGAGUUCACGGGCCGGGACAGCGUGACCUGCCCCACCUGCCAGGGAACGGGCCGCAUCCCGCGGGGUCAGGAGAACCAGCUGGUGGCUCUGAUCCCGUACAGCGACCAAAGGCUGCGGCCGAGCAGGACGAAGCUCUACGUCACCAUCUCGGUGGCGCUGUGCCUGCUGCUGUCGGGCCUGGCCGUCUUCUUCCUGUUCCCCCGCUCCAUCGACGUCUCCUACGUGGGGGUGAAGUCCGCCUACGUCUCCUACGACCAGGACAAGCGGAUCGUCUAUCUCAACAGCACCCUGAACAUCACCAACAACAACUACUACGCCAUCACCGUCACCAACAUCACGGCGCAGAUCCAGUUCUCCAAGACGGUCAUCGGAAAGGCCAAGUUCAGCAACAGCACGGUCAUCGCCCCGCUGGACGAGCGGCAGCUGGACUACACCGUCCCCACCAUCAUCGCUGACGAGAUGAGCUACAUGUUCGACUACUGCACCCUGCCCACGAUCAAGGUCCACAACAUAGUGGUCAUGAUGCAGGUGACGGUGACCACCACGUACUUCGGCCACGCCGAGCAGGUGUCUCAGGAGAUGUACCAGUACGUGGACUGUGGGGGGAACACCACCACCCUGCACGGGCACGUGCAGGUCUACCAAUAA
Messenger RNA from Menidia menidia (Atlantic silverside), 774 nucleotides. The record is from the annotation of a GenBank genome assembly. Lineage: Eukaryota; Metazoa; Chordata; Actinopteri; Atheriniformes; Atherinopsidae.